Perognathus longimembris pacificus (Pacific pocket mouse) is the source of this 1128-nucleotide messenger RNA. RefSeq names its product uroporphyrinogen III synthase (gene Uros). Gene Ontology annotation, biological process: uroporphyrinogen III biosynthetic process. NCBI's taxonomy places the organism in Eukaryota, Metazoa, Chordata, Mammalia, Rodentia, Heteromyidae. The transcript has 9 exons. The record is from RefSeq and is a predicted model, not a curated record. Bases 114 to 911 code for a protein of 265 amino acids. Gene Ontology annotation, molecular function: uroporphyrinogen-III synthase activity.
GUUGCCUCCUCUCACGCUGUGUCCCAUCCAACAUCCCCUCCAAGAAGCCUGACAUCGAAUUAAGAUCUGUCUCCUUCCUCUGUCGUGGUGCCCAUAAAGACAGCCAGGCAAUCAUGAAAGUUCUCUUACUGAAAGACUCAAAGGAGGGCGACGGUGACCAAGAUCCUUACAUCAGGGAAUUAGCACUGCAUGGACUUCAGGGCACGUUGAUUCCUGUUUUGUCAUUUGAGUUCCUGUCUCUUUCCAGUCUCUCUGAGAAGCUGUCUCAUCCGGAAGAUUACGGGGGGCUCAUUUUCACCAGCCCCAGGGCCGUGGAAGCAGUGCAGCUGUGUCUGGAGAAAGACCACAAAACUGGAGUCUGGGAAAAGUCUCUGAAGGAAAGCUGGAACGCGAAGUCAGUGUAUGUGGUCGGAAACGCUACUGCUGCUCUAGUGAGUAAAAUUGGCCUGGAUGCAGAAGGAGAAAACUCUGGAAAUGCAGAAAAGCUUGGGGAGUACAUUUGUUCCCGAGAGCCGUCAACCCUGCCUCUUCUGUUUCCCUGCGGGACCAUCAAGGGGGAGAUGCUCCCGAAACUGCUCAAGGACAAAGGGAUUCCUAUGGAGAGCAUACAUGUCUACCAGACCGUUCCACAUGCGGGGAUCGGAGGGAACCUGGGCAGCUACUAUUCCAAGCAGGGUGUCCCAGCCGGCAUCACGUUCUUCAGUCCCUCUGGCCUGAAAUUCAGCCUCCGGCACAUUCAGGAGUUAUUGGGUGACCGCAUGGACCGCAUUCGGUUCGCGGCCAUCGGCCCCAGCACGGCCCGCGCCCUGGCCGCCGCGGGCCUGCCGGUGAGCUGCACGGCGGACAGCCCCACGCCGCAAGCCCUGGCCGCCGCCCUCGAGAAGGCGCUGCAGCUCCAAGGCCGCUCCUGAGCCGCGGGCCCGCGGCCCCUCCAGCCUCCCGGGCUCUGGGGAAGCUGCCACUGCCCAGCUCCUACCUGGAACCUCGGUGGAAGGAAGCACCGGGGUCAGCGAGCUCCGGCCUGGGCCCGGCACGCACCGCCCUUCCUCCGGGAAGGGCCCGCGGGGCACCCGGCUUCCGGCCCCUGCACCCUGGGAUCCAAUAAACCACACGGACGGCGCAUGCUCA